This is a messenger RNA of Myotis davidii, 1526 nucleotides long. RefSeq names its product cation channel sperm associated 3 (gene CATSPER3). The record is from RefSeq and is a predicted model, not a curated record. Gene Ontology annotation, biological process: monoatomic ion transport; transmembrane transport. Gene Ontology annotation, molecular function: monoatomic ion channel activity. Gene Ontology annotation, cellular component: membrane. NCBI's taxonomy places the organism in Eukaryota, Metazoa, Chordata, Mammalia, Chiroptera, Vespertilionidae. The transcript is spliced from 7 exons. The coding region runs from base 1 to 1098 and encodes 365 amino acids.
AUGUUGUGUUGCCUCAUCCUGGGGCCUAUCCAGUCAUUCAGCCUGUCGGUCAGUCAGUCCUUCCCAACCGGCACACACUUGGUUGGGUGGUCCAAGCAAGGAGAAGGCCAGACUAUAGGUCUGAUCCCCCAAACCUUGCCGCCUCUGCAGAUCUCAGAGAUCUUAUUUGUGGCCAUAUACAGCGCCGAGUUCUACAUGAAUCUCUACGCGGACCCCAUUGGCUUCUGGAAGGACGGCUACAAGCUGCUAGACUUGAUGUUGAUCAUCGUCAUCUCAUUCCCCUACGCUCUCUACAAGAUCAAGGGCAAGCACUACCCUCACCUCAAGAUCGCUAGUGGCAUGCAGUCUCUGCGCAUCCUCAAGCUCAUCACCUAUAGCCGGGGCAUCCGGACGCUCAUCACCGCCAUUGGGCAGACAUUCUACACUGUGGCCUCCGUGCUCAUCCUGUUCUUCAUCCUGAUGUACAUCUUCGCUAUCCUGGGCUUCUGCCUGUUUGGAGCUCCAGAUAAGGGUGACCAGGAAAACUGGGGGAACCUGGCUGUGGCCUUCUUUACCCUCUUCAGCUUGGCGACGGUUGAUGGCUGGACAGACCUGCAGCAGCAGCUGGACAGCAGGGAUUUUUUUCUGAGCCGAGCAUUCACCAUCAUCUUCAUCUUGCUUGGCUCCUUCGUAUUCCUCAGCAUGUUCGUGGGUGUGAUGAUCAUCCACACCGAGAACUCCAUCAAAAAGUUUGAGCGGGAGCUGUUGCUGGAGAGGCACAUGACGCUCAUGAAAGGGAAGCAGGUGAUCGUGAAGCGGCAGCAGGAGGAAGUCAGCAGGCUGAUGCAGACACAGGCAAAUGUUGACUACAAAAGUUUUGGUGAGCUGGUGGAGAACUUCAAGAACACCCUGGAGCACACUGACCCCAUGGUCUUGGAUGAUUUUGGCACUAGCCUGCCCUUCAUCGACAUCUAUUUGUCCACUCUGGACAACCAGGACGCUACGAUUUACAAGCUCCAGGAGCUGUACUACGAGAUUGUGCACGUGCUGAACCUGAUGCUUGAUGACUUGCCCCGGAAGAAGCAGCUCCACUCCUCGGCAAAGGUUGACGAGAAGUAGUGCGACUGGGCACGCGGCGCUGAGGGCCUCCCAGGCUGGGGCAGCCCCCAUUAAACACAGGCUUUCUGAACCCGCCUCUUCACGGUUGCUGUGAUCAUGGCGUUUCCCCACCUUUGGGGGUUGGGUCUGGAUAGGUGCCCAUGAAGCCUGAUCCUCUGACACCAUCUACCUCAUGACACAGCCAGGCCUCUGGAGUGGGAGAAGGAGGCUCAAGACUCCUCCGGGCCAGUGGCCUCUUCCAGGGCCACACUGGGUCUCUUUUCCUUGACCCCAGCAGCAGGGCCCCACUGUGUUCCUGGGAAAGCCACCUGAGUGGCUCCAGGCCUAGCAGCCCCGAGUGCCUGGCCCCUUUGAGCUGAUGUGGCCUCUUCCCUCGGAACCUCUCUGGGCUCACCUAUGGGCCGUCCCCACACCUGGCAGAGCUGCAG